AUGCCUUUCUUCUCCAGUCGCAAGCCCGAGGACGAGGUCGUCCACGAGCCCGCUCCUGUCGAGGAACCCAAGCGCCAUGGACUGUUCGGCAGCCGCCGCGAGCGAUCUGUUUCGCCAACGUCGACCAUGAGGAGCAGCACGACAACCAACUCGCACAACACCGGUACUACUUACCACACCUCUGCCAGCAGCACCCAUAGCGGUGGCGUGUUCCGCAGGUCGACUGACGCGAGCUCAGGCCGGAGAUCACUACUCUCACGAUCUUUCGGACAUGGGAACAACGUCGAAUUAGACCCGUCGAUCGUCCAAGCCCGCGAGCGUGUCAUGGCCGCCGAGAAAUCCGAACAUGAUGCCGACCGUGCCCUCGAGGCCGCCCGCAUACAAGUCCGCGAGGCAAGAGCGGAAGUAAAGAGACUCGAGCUCGAGGCUGCCGAGGAGGCCAAGCGUGCCAAGAUCAAGCAGUUCCACGCCCGCGAAGUCUCCAAGCGUGGCAAGCAACUCGGACGUCACGAUCUCUAA
Molecule: messenger RNA, 519 nt
Organism: Neoarthrinium moseri
Lineage: Eukaryota; Fungi; Ascomycota; Sordariomycetes; Amphisphaeriales; Apiosporaceae
Exons: 2
Coding region: 1-519 (172 amino acids)
Source: RefSeq, a predicted model, not a curated record